Molecule: messenger RNA, 1749 nt
Organism: Alosa sapidissima (American shad)
Lineage: Eukaryota; Metazoa; Chordata; Actinopteri; Clupeiformes; Clupeidae
Exons: 3
Coding region: 811-1749 (312 amino acids)
Source: RefSeq, a predicted model, not a curated record
UUGCCUGUCUCUCUUUCUAUGUGUUGCAGGGUGGAGUCAGUGCACAGGUGUUGCUAGUCAGCUGAUCAGGGAUCCAGCUAUAAAGAGGCUACCUGGCUGGGUUCGGGGUUCCCCUUCUCUCCAGGAGAAUCUGCGUUGCUUUUAUUUUGAGAAUGCAUUUUACAUUGUACCCUGACUUACAUUACAUCUUUAUUUUUCCACCAUCUUAUGGACACUGACUGUAGUUUACGUUUGCCCUACAUUAUUACUUUAAUAAACAUUUGUUAACGGUUAUCUACGUGUGGUCUCAUAUGUUAAGAUCACCACAAACGAGCCUGGUGGUCUUAACAUAUUGGGGGCUCGUAUCCGGUUUAGCUUUGGGACCUUUUUUCUUUUUGCGGAGUAGGUAAAUGCGCAGGUAUUGGGCAGGUGAACGUCCCAAAGUGGUGUCAAAAGACGCAACUAGGUUGAAUUGUGUAUUUGCAUAUUGGAUUGGCUACUCCGUUUGGGCUUGAGUGCACCCUAGAAGAUCAAAUUCGUCGGGAGACUCGCGUGGAUAUUACUUGUUUGAUAAGAGUGUUUUUGUAAUUAGUUUUGUUGCGAUUAAAUACAUGGAGAGAGGGAAACUAGUUUGGAUUCGCCAGGCUAUCUUGUAAACAACUGAAAAUUGACAAUGCUGGUUAUGCACAACGCCAAGUGAACGGUAGGCUAUGGUUGUUGAAGUUAUUAGUCACUAAAUGUGGGAAUUCUGUGGAGUGUGUAAGACAUAAUAGCACCUUGGUAAACUUUGUCAGAUUUAUUGUAGGUUUCGUUGUUUAGUUGCGGGAUUAAAUGGACGCGGUUGAGAGUUUUUUGGCCGCUCCUACAGCGGAACUUUUAAAUUCCCUCUCAAAAGAUAAUGUUUUUAAGGUGGCAGAGCAUUUUCAAAUCGAGAUAACCUUAAGUAAAACCAGUAAAGUGCAUGCACUUAGGACAUUUCUGAAAGAUAGGCUGGUCGAGCGACAGGUGUUGACUCUCUCUUCGGAUACGGAGGAGCCAGCUGCACAUUCGAGCCCUCAUUUGGUAGCUCCGGUGAAGUUGUCUUUUGACACUUCACGUUCCAAUGAAGGCCUUACAUUUGAACAGCGUAAGGAGCUGCGGCUAUUAGAGUUGGAACAACAGUCUAAAGACCGUGAUUUAGAUCGUCAAUUGGAACUGGAUAAAUUUAAGGUACAGCGCGAAUUGGAAUUACAAAAAGAGGAAUAUGGGUUGAAGGACAGGGAACAGGCACGUCAGUUAGAACUGGAGAAAAUUCGGUUUAUGCAUCAGUUAGAAGAGAAGAAACUAGCUCAUGAAGUCGAGCGUUUGCGGCUGGUGGCUGAAGGUAAGAUUACUGAUGGUACCCUGUCUGGUAAUGACGGACGUUCGGCAGGCUUGAAUUUAGCUCAUAUGAUUAAAUUGUUGCCUAGAUUUAAUGAGAAGGAUCCAGACGUUUUUUUUUCUUUGUUUGAGAGCAUAGCAGAAGAUAGAGGUUGGGAUGACACUGAUAAAAUCUUGCUCUUGCAAAGUGUACUAGUGGGUAAAGCUCAGGAGGCUUAUAUUUCUCUAUCGGGGUCUCAGAGGAAAGUUUAUAAGUCUGUUAAGGAAGCCGUCUUAAAAGUGUAUGAGUUGGUGGCCGAGGCCUACCGCCAGCGUUUUAGGAGUUGGCGGAAAGGGGAGAAGCAGGCUCACGUGGAGGUAGCCAGAGAAUUAGGCACUCAUUUUUAUCGUUGGCUGGCAGCAGAGGUCUAG